Molecule: messenger RNA, 258 nt
Organism: Suillus fuscotomentosus
Lineage: Eukaryota; Fungi; Basidiomycota; Agaricomycetes; Boletales; Suillaceae
Exons: 1
Coding region: 1-258 (85 amino acids)
Source: RefSeq, a predicted model, not a curated record
AUGAGAUCAUUGGGGCUGGGUACGGCGUGCCAGACGCACAGCUCCUUCACGCUGAUGGGUGGUUUCAUCCUUUAUGUGGAUGGGGAAUCCUGCCUCACCCUACGCCCUGAUUAUAUUCUUAAAUUGAUACAUGAAAGGUGUGCAUGUCUUGAUGUCCCUACCCUAACGAAAAGCCAGAUUCAAGACAAGAGCAAAGGUAAUGCGCAAUCAAAAGGAUUAGUGAUGUUUCAGGUGGCCUGGUCUGUUAUGCAGCUCUGA